AUGGCGGCGGUACCCGCGCGCGCGCGCGAAUGCUUGCGCACGCCGGCCGCCUUGGCGGAGAGUGGCUUGCUAUGGGAUGCGCCUGCGCUGUCGAUCGCGUGGACGUGGCCCGUGGGCCAGGGGCCGCUCCACGACGAGGGCGACGCACGCCUCGACGCGGCGCCGGCCCUCCCGGCGUGGGCCCAGGACGCGCUGCGCGCCAAGCCGGCGGCGGAGGCGUGCUUUGCGCCGGGCACGCUGCAGUGGCACGUGUGCGAGCAGCGCGAUGACCUGGCGAUCGGUGGGCCGUGGGGCCCGAUCGAUGAGGCGCCCCGCGUCGGGCCUCUCCUGUACACGGACGACGCCGAGGCGGGCCGGCGCCACACGGAUAUCGUGCGCCAGCACGCCUGGAUCACGUCGACGCAGGAGGCAGCGCUGCCUGCCUCGUUUUGGCACGAUUUCCGCACGGCACGCGCCCAGGCGCCCGGGCCAGGUCAGACGCCGACGUCCGAGGUCGUGCGUGCUGUGCAUGUCCUAGCUCGGCUGCUGGGCAAUGCGCUGGCCGGUCUAGACCGCCCGGUGCCGCUGGAUGGCAAGGCGUUCUCCCAGCAGCUGCGGUGGGACGUGCCGCUGCAGCGGCUCUUCGAGGCGCUCGAGUGGCGCGUCGCGCCGCUCGACGAGGCGCGCGCGGCCCUCUAUGCGCCCGACCUGACCGCGAACGACGCGCUGCGCACACGCACAGCGCGAAUGUGGCUCGAGCUCGCCAUGCUGUGUGUGCACGAGGGGGGCACGCCGCCGCCCCUGCCGGACGCGGCGCCCGCGGCGCUCGCGUGGCACAUCCAGCGCGCAUCGCCCUUUGGGCCCGUCGUGCCGCCGCCGGACGUGCGUGUGCACCGCGCAUGUGCGCACCUCGGCCUCGGCACACGCGAACUGGACGCGGAGCGCGCAGAGGAGCUGUACCGCUGGCAAGUGGCGUGCUUUCCCCAGCAGCGCCGCUCGGCCUUUUACGCAUUGGAGCGGCUGCAGGCCACGCUGCAUCUCGGCGAGCCCGUCACGACGUGCCUGGCGCUCGAGCAGAGCCAGGGUCUGUGUGCGUGGUCCGAUGUGGUCCAGGCCCACGAGCGCCUCGGCCUGGGCGUGCCGGCCGAGGCCCCUGGGCUCUGGGACGACGAGCCAGCGGCGCCGGCGUCCGAGGCGGUCCUUGGCGCAUACGAGUCAGCGGUGCAGGGCGUGCUGCGUCACGGCACGGACGCCGAGUACGCGUCGGCGCAGCACGCCCUGCGUACGCUGGCACAGGCGUACGCCCAGCCCGCGUGGGCCGCGCGUGCCGACGCGAAUCCGUUUGACCCGAUCGACCGCGCCUACGAGCUCCUGCAAGUGAGCGACGCGAUUGACGACGGCCUCAUCGUUGUGGGGUACGAGGUGUACGCCUCGGAGACGACGACGCGCGGGCAUCUGCUGCGUCUCGCGCUCGAGGCUCUCGCCGAGGCGCGGGACAGCACGUACCUGCGCCGCUUCUUGCGGGGCGAUCAUCCUGUGCCCUCCGACGCCACGCUGCCGCGCGGUCUCGAGAACAUUGGGAAUACGUGCUACCUCAACUCCCUGCUGCAGUACGUGUGUUGGAUCGCGCCGAUCCGCGAUAUGGUGCAGGCACUGGCCGAUACAGCGGUGCCGCGCACGCCGCAGCCGUGCGUAGGCGGCCGCCAGGUGACGGAGGCGGAGCAGGAGCGCGCCGAUGCAUGGAUCACGCAGCUCCGUGCGCUGCUGCACGAUAUGGCCACGAGCGAGGCGCCGGCGCUCACGCCGACCAAGGAGCUGGCGUAUCUUGCGCUCGUGCCGCUCGCGUGGGAAGAGGCGCAGGGCGGCGGCGCCGUCGCGCAUGACGCGCUCCUAAGCCAGGUGAGCACGCAGCAGGAUGUGUGUGAGUGCCUCGACAAUAUGCUUUUCCUCCUCGAGGUGGCGUGGGCCAGCCAUGUGGCGGCGGCGCCGCCGACGGACUUGGCCCGCCUAUGCACGGGCAUCUCGACACAGACGCUCGUUACGCAGCCGGAGGGCCGCGUGCAGACCAAAGAGGAGGCGUUCAAGAGUGUGCCUGUGACGCUGCUGCCCGAGUCGCACGAUUUGUACGAUGCGCUCGACACGUUCUUUGACGAGGCGCACGUGGAGACGAGCGACGGACGCGUCCAGCGCACGAUUUCGCUCACCGAGGCGCCGCCCCUGCUGCAGAUCCAUGUGCAGCGCGUGCAGUACGACCGAGAGAGACAGCGUGUCGUCAAAAACCAGGCGCCUCUGGCGCUCCCGGAUACCCUGUAUGUGGAUCGCUACAUGACAAGUGACGCGCCUGCGCGUGUGGCGCUGCGAGCCGCGACGCACGCGCGGCGCCAGCGCGCGGUGCAGCUGCGUGAGCAGGUGAGCGCGCUCGAUAGCGUCGCGCCGGCGCUGGAGCAGCUGCGUGCGGCGCUGCCGCACGUGGCCGGCGCGGACGAGACACUCCGGGCGCUUGUGAGUGAGCACGAUCCCAGCGAGCUGGCCGCCGAGGCGCAGCGCGUGCGGGGCGAGGCGCAGGCGCUGCGCGCGCAAAUCUCUGAGCUGCGCGAGGCCAACCAUGCGGCGUGGCAGCACGAGCAGUCUAUGGCGUACGAACUAGCUAGUGUGUUUAUGCACCGGGGCGAGGCGACACACGGGCACUACUUCCUGAACCAGCGCGACUUUGAGCGGAACGAAUGGAUCUCGUUCAACGAUGCGCGUGUGACACGCAUCUCCCAGGACGAGGCGGUGCAUGAUCCCACGGGCGCUACAUCGUACUUGGUCGUAUACGUGCGGCGCGACGUACACGCGCUGCUAGGCAAGCCCCGCACGACUUAG
Molecule: messenger RNA, 2844 nt
Organism: Malassezia sympodialis ATCC 42132
Lineage: Eukaryota; Fungi; Basidiomycota; Malasseziomycetes; Malasseziales; Malasseziaceae
Gene: UBP2
Product: ubiquitin-specific protease UBP2
Biological process (GO): proteasome-mediated ubiquitin-dependent protein catabolic process; regulation of proteasomal protein catabolic process; protein deubiquitination
Molecular function (GO): cysteine-type deubiquitinase activity; proteasome binding
Source: RefSeq, a predicted model, not a curated record